AUGAAUAAAAUCAAGGCUUUAUUCAGCAAGAAGGAUAUGGAAACUGUGAGUGUGAAAGAAGUCGACGAAAUCAGACAGGAAGAGGUAAUCAAAGAGAUGGUGCCUCGUUUUAAAGAACAGUUUGAAUUGAAUGAUUACAAGUUAUUGUGUAAGGUUGGAGAAGGAGCAUUCUCCAAAGUGUACAAAGCCGUUCCUUUGAACACCACGAUUGCGAAGAAUCAUAAGCAUGUGGCAGUGAAGAUAAUAAACAAGGAUAAUUUGCAUGAAAAGGAACAGAAAGAGGAUAGUAAUGUUGGGAAGACCACCACGAGACAGCAAGUUUUGAAAGAGGUCAGUAUACACAAGUUAAUCUCGUCCAAUUGUGAGAAUAUAGUGCAAUUUAUUGAAUUCAAAGAAACAAGAUCAAAUUAUUAUAUUGUUCAAGAAUUGUUAGAUGGUGGGGAAAUUUUUAACGAAAUCGUUAAAUAUACUUAUUUCAGUGAAGAUUUAUGUCGACAUGUGAUAAGACAAUUGGGGUUGGCAAUUAGACAUCUACAUUCUAUGGGCGUAGUGCAUAGGGAUAUUAAACCGGAAAAUCUAUUGUUCAAUCCGAUAGCGUAUCAACCGAAUGAAACGCCGAAGUUGCGGAAGAGUGAUGAUCCAAACACUAAAGUCGAUGAAGGUGUUUUCAUCCCACAUGUGGGUGGAGGUAGUAUUGGGAUUGUAAAACUUGCAGAUUUUGGUCUUUCCAAACAAAUAUUUCAAACCAACACUAUGACACCGUGUGGUACGGUCGGGUAUACGGCGCCAGAAGUCGUAAAGGAUGAGAAUUACUCGAUGAAAGUGGACAUGUGGGGCGUCGGUUGUGUUCUCUAUACCAUGCUUUGUGGAUUCCCACCAUUUUUUGAUGAUAAAAUUGAUGUCCUGACCGAAAAGAUAAGUAAGGGACAAUAUACUUUUUUGAAACCAUGGUGGGACGAGAUUAGUGACGGCGCUAAAAGAUGUGUGAGAAAAUUGCUAGAAGUUGAUCCUCAUAGGAGAUAUGACAUUGAGCAAUUUUUACAAGAUCCUUGGUUGAAUUCGUUUGAUUGUGAAAAAGUGGCACAACAGGUGCAAAGAAAAAAAAGCAGGGCGCAUGCAAGAAUGCCGCCACAUGUGGAUACAUCACUCUUAUACUCUCCAGCCGCUGUGGCGAUGAGAGAUGCCUUUGAUAUCAGUAAUGCAGUACAGAGAAUAGAGCAAGAAAAGAAAAGGAAUCUGUUGACAUCGCUAAAUGAAGACUCCGAACUUUUAGGUUUCACAGCAACGACAGGUCUUGACGAUAGGAUGUUCCAGCUGCGACUCAAUUCCUCCACAAUUGUGAAGAGAAGAAAGCACAAGCAAGAAUUGUUAGCGAACAAGUGA
Messenger RNA from Kazachstania africana CBS 2517, 1383 nucleotides. It is a transcript of the gene RCK2, whose product is annotated as serine/threonine protein kinase RCK2. The record is from RefSeq and is a predicted model, not a curated record. Gene Ontology annotation, biological process: protein phosphorylation. The transcript has a single exon. NCBI's taxonomy places the organism in Eukaryota, Fungi, Ascomycota, Saccharomycetes, Saccharomycetales, Saccharomycetaceae. The coding region runs from base 1 to 1383 and encodes 460 amino acids. Gene Ontology annotation, molecular function: ATP binding; protein kinase activity.